This is a messenger RNA of Tupaia belangeri chinensis (Chinese tree shrew), 1997 nucleotides long. Its product is annotated as spermatogenesis-associated protein 31A3. The transcript has 4 exons. The annotation marks the transcript as partial. The record is from RefSeq and is a predicted model, not a curated record. NCBI's taxonomy places the organism in Eukaryota, Metazoa, Chordata, Mammalia, Scandentia, Tupaiidae.
AUACGGAAGCUCACUCCAGGGUUCCCUGGCGUAUAGGCAACAGUGCGAUUCGGAGGAUGGAGAGUCAUCUUUCCUCUGAAGAGCAUUAGUGCAACAUGGCUGAGCCCAGCCCCACUUCCUGGGUGGCAGAUGUCAUCAUCGCCUUCCUGUGUGGGCUGGGACUCUUCCUGCUGUUACUUCCCUGCUUUAAGAGCAAUCCUUCCUUAGCGCCACCUCAGAAAAGUAGGAUCGUCAGGAAGUGCCAAAUGGAGAUGAGGGUGAGGAGAAGGAGUAGGAAGAAGAGUGGUGCCCUGAAAGCAUAUCAAGAUUGCUUCAAAGAACUGGACGGGGCUCGCAGCCUGAUUACACUUUUGGAAAGCCACCUGGGGAAGCUCCCUGAUGAGGGAAGCUCUCAUCAGCUCUUCUAUCAAGACCCCCCUGCUGAAGUGUACAGAAGAGCACCUGCUGCAGUGCCUCAGCCGCAAGAUCAGCAAGUGGAAGGUGCUGCUCCAGUUUCUCCAACUCCAGCGACUGAGGGCCCUCCACCUCUGGCCCCUGCCUCUUCCUCAGGCCUGACAACCUUCCCAGCUUCUGUUGGUCCCCAUUCAUCCCUGACUGCCUCUCAGCCCCCACAGCCUUUCCUUCCCCUAAAAAGCCUCCCAUGCCGGCCACAUGCACCCUCCCUUCCCUCACUCAGCCCUCCUAAUUCAGUGGCUUUCCGUCAGCCUCCCACAGCCUUCUCUUCUCCACCACUAUCAUACUCCACUCUGACUACUCAACAUGACUCAAUGGCCCUUCCACUGUCAGCUUCUCACAUUGCAGCCCUCUCAAGCCGUGGCCACUCAAGUUGUCCUAUUUCUGGCCUCUCUUGGUGGCAGGUGGCUGCUAAAACCUUGUGUCACUCCACCUCAUCAGUCCACAGGUCUCAGCAAGGGCAUCCUUCUUGCCACCCAUCAGAGGUCUCGUUCUGGGGAGACCCCACAGACAGGCAGAUGGAAGCUAGUAGCCUCACUAUGCUCAGCUCUGAUGACCAGAAACUCCUAGAGAUACAAAUCACAAAGAGAGUGCAGAUCAAGAAUUGGAAAGAAGAAGAAAAAUGUGGACCAUCUCCAGAACAAAUGAGCCCAGAAUACCACUUGAAUUCUUUGGGGAAUGUGUUAAAAUCAGUGGGUAUUGAGCAGGACACCACAACCUCCCAAACUUUUUGGAGCAUGAAAGAUAAACCAGAACAGCUGCUCAGUCACCAGCAGCUUUCAUAUCCCAUGUUCUUGGGGGAUCAUUUUCAACACAAAUAUAAGCAGCUUUUCUGGGGUCUCCCUUCUCUGCAUAGUGAAUCCCUGGUGGCUACUGCUUGGAUCUCUGAUGGUUCUUCCAGAUUGAAAUCUCCCGCAUCUUUAUUUAAUGGAAUCUCAAAUGUCUGCCCAGUUCCAAUGAAGGCUAACACAUCUCCAUUGUUUUCCCAGGCACAGUCCCUGUCCCUUCUGGGGCUCCAAUCCCAACCUUUGAAUCCAUCCAUACACCAAUUCCAGCCUUCACCUCUGGACACCAUGGGAAUGGAGAAAGUUCAAGUUCAGACUCAGACCCAUCUCCAUUCUUCUCUCUUAAACCUACUACCUUCUUCUCCACCCAAGAUUAGGGACUGUAAGCCACAAUCUCUCAUUCCAACUGAAAUUCAACACCCAGAAUUGCCCUUGUUGAGGAAACAACUAGAAAGUGAGUGGGAUUUACCCUCUGUGACCCAAAGUUCUCAAAAAGUGUUUAGUCCCUUCACUCCCAACCUUUCCCAGGACAGUUGGGUUGUCUCUAUCCUUCCCGAGAAUUUUCCAAUCAGCCCUGCACUCCGGGAACAGUUGGAACAACACAUUCAAAAGUGGCUCAUUCAACACCAGUGGGACCUGCCCCACAGGAUCCAAGAGUCGACUCAGGACAAGUUACUAGAGACAUGUCAGGCAAAGCAUAAGCCUGAAUCCUCACACUCCUUCAUGUCUACACGUGAAUGCAAGCAGGUACCGAAGGUG